This is a messenger RNA of Struthio camelus australis, 7165 nucleotides long. The record is from RefSeq and is a predicted model, not a curated record. Lineage: Eukaryota; Metazoa; Chordata; Aves; Struthioniformes; Struthionidae.
CAAAAGCACUGCAGUCAUCGAGGGAAAUGUGAAAUAGGUCUUUACUGCUAUCCGGGAAUAAACUUACCAUCUUGGAUCAUAGGAAUGCCACUUAGGCAUUUCACAACUUUGUUUCUAAACAUACCCAGGAACAUCUAACUCGUCACGGUGUCGGUGACAUUGCCAAAGCAUUGAGUUCAGGGUUUUUGAGUAGGUAUUCUUCUAUCUACGGUAGAGCGUAAUCCAAAAGUAUGCCUGUAAAGUAAGUGCUUACAUUACUUGUCCAGGGGAUGAGUCACCUGUUGCGUUCCUCUCCUUCAAGAAUCUGAAGCUUCAUUACUACUCUUCAGCGAACCUCUUGAAAUACCAGACAAAUAAGCUGGUAUGGGGCUUUAUCAUCACUGUAGGUUGAAUUUCUGCUUACGUGGAAUAGUACAGAGUCAGAUAUGUAAUGUGGCUCUAUACUCAGUGAAUCAGAUUAUCAUUUGCCAAAAGGAAACCUUUGUUCCAGCAUGUGCUUGUGUAAAUUUUUUACUGCAGUAAAAUGAUGCAAAAUAAAUUCUACAAGCAAACUAUGCAAGAGACUCUGGUCUCUGCUGUUAUCUCCUCUGAUUGUCCAUCAUCCAGCUGACUAUCUAAGCAUGUGGUUGUAGAGUCGCACAUCCUUUCCCGGCUCAGUUGAUGUGUUAAACGGCGUGAGUGCUCCGUUUAAGGUUAUCAUUAACCUUUUGGACAAGCUGAGGAACUUUCUCACUGGUAGGGAAACACUUUUUUCCAUGUGAGGAGAGUGCAGCAGCAGAGCCCGUCGCUCAUAGAGGUUGCGCAGUCUCCAUCCUUGGAGGUUUUCAAGAUGCAAUUGGAUCAAGCCCUGAGCAACUGGGUCUGACCUCACGGCUGCCUCUGCUUGAGCAGGAGGUUGGGUGAGAGACCUCCUGAGGUCCCUUCCAACCUGAAUUAUCCUGUGUUCCUAUGAUCUGUGCAGCAGCAGCAUUUCCUUUUGCUACCCGAGUGGGAACUACCAAAGCAUUUUGAUUCUUACAACUCUGUCUCCUAAGCAGUUAGCUAUAUAUGCCAUAUAUAGCGCAGGGCAGGCAUAGGCACUUUAUUCAAAUUUAUUGGUUCCAGUGCCUGUUCGAGUGCUUUAAACUUAGUAGUAACAAUGCAGAAUGCUGCAGGUUCCGAGUCUUUGUUCUAGAUCUUGUUGUUACAGCAGUGAUAAAUCACUGUCACACACUGAGGAAAUAUAACUAAUUGUUCAUGGGGACCCAAAAGAAGAAAUUUUAAGAAGGAAUUUUAGGAUUUAUGGAAAGUGUUCACAUUUUAGUUGUCUCUUAUUUAUCUUUGUUUUUUGAGGUGUUAAAGCAUUCAAGUAAUUGUCUUUAUCAAAUUGAGCCACUGGAUGGAGUACAUAAUCCAUGACUGUUGUAAACCAGUAACUUGAAGAAGCACUGCAAUAUAAAGCACAGUGAACGAGUUAAAAAUGAUACUUAAUGUUCAUCUGUUUAUUUGUUAGGGAAGAAAUUAUAAUGCUUGUUCAAAUUUUCUUAAACUGAGUUCUUUAAACUAGCCAGAAGAAAAAGAUAGUAUAUUCAGUGUGUGGAUCUUGGGAUUUUUCAGUAUGUUUAUGCAUGUUACACAUGUAAGUGAAAAGGUUUUAUUUCUGUUUCUAGUCAAUAGCAGAAGCUUUGAAAUCAUGGUGCCAUUGAUGUCAGUGAUACCUUCAUUAUCACUAACCUUGGCUGGGAAGAAUUUUGAGUGUUUUUGUCUAGAUUUAAGCUUUUUCCUUGCUGUAGAAGACCAGAAGGGAACAGUGAUUAUAAUUUGCUUUCUACUUAAUUUCUAACAAAAUAUUUGAAAAUCAUAUUCUAACUACAUUUUCUGAGUCUGGAAAUUAACUGUGCUGUAAAAGAAACCUUAGUGAAAUUUAAGAGGAUUUUGUUAUCCUUAGAGUUUUCUUAAUUUGUAAUACUUCUGUCUUUGUAGAAUCCUUCAAGUUCCAGCUGCUUAUUCUCCUGUUGAUCCAGACGCACCACCAAUAUUAUCCAGCUACUUCAUGAAGAAAUGCAGCCUUCAAUAUAUUCUUGUUGAGAAUGACAAAAUAAAUAAAUUCAAGAUGUCCCAUGAGGGCUGGUUUCACCACAGUUCUUCCACAAUAGAACAUAUUGGUUUAACUCUCUUCCAAAUUAGCUGGAGCAGUGCUGAUACAAGUUCCCAACUAGACAGUGUAAAAAUUAAAUAUGAACCCUUCAAAGCUAUGGGUAACUUGCAGCCAGGUUAUACUGUCUGCCCAGAUCAACUUGAAGUAAAGAUGUCGAAAGGAGGAUACAUGGACAUUGGCCAGAAAUACUCUUUAGCGUACGUCUUGCAUACAUCAGGAACUACGGGGAUCCCCAAAAUAGUCAGAGUACCUCAUAAAUGUAUAGUGCCAAAUAUUCAGCAUCUUAAAUCCAUAUUUGAGAUCACACAGGAUGAUAUGCUGUUCCUGGCUUCUUCUCUAACGUUUGACCCAUCUGUGGUUGAACUGUUCAUUGCUCUGACAAGCGGCGCCUCUCUUCUUAUAGUACCAAACACUAUUAAAAUGAUGCCUGUGAAGCUAUGUGCUGCUCUAUUUCAUCACCAUCGUGUGACAGUGUUGCAGACAACGCCAACACUUCUCAGAAGGUUUGGAGCUCACAUUAUUAAAUCAACCGUGUUGUCUGCAAAAACUUCACUCCGUGUCUUAGCCCUUGGUGGUGAAGCAUUUCCUGCACUGAAUCUCUUGAAAAGUUGGAAGCACGAGGAGAACAAAACAAGUAUUUUUAAUCUGUAUGGUAUUACUGAGGUGUCCAGCUGGGCCACUUGCUACAAGAUUCCUGAAGAGGUUUUUAGUGCUGAUUUUCGAAAUGAUUUCCCUGUACCUUUGGGUUCACCGCUUCUUGGAACAGCAGUUGAGGUCAGAGAUACCAGUGGUUCUGCAGUUCUAGAAGGCGAGGGACAAAUAUUUAUAGGUGGUGAAGAACGGAUCUGUUUUCUUGAUGAUGAAAUAACUGUACCCUUUGGCACAAUGAGAGAAACAGGGGAUUUUGUAAGCGUGCAGGAUGCGAAGAUGGUCUUCCUGGGUCGGAAAGACAAUCAAAUUAAACGUCAUGGCAAACGAUUUAAUAUUGAAUACUUGCAGCAGACUGCGGAAGAUCUUCAUCAGGUAGAAGCUUGUGCGGUGACCUGGUAUCAGCAGGAAAAACUUAUCCUGUUUGUUGUACCUAAAGACAAUUUCGAAGAGAGAGAAACUCUUAAAGAACUUCAGAAACAUCUACCAACUCAUGCAGUCCCUGAUGAACUUGUACUGAUUAAAGCUUUGCCUUUAACAUCACAUGGCAAAAUUGAUAUGUCUGAGCUGAACAAGAUUUACCAGAACCAUCUAAACUCCAGAAGACGUGACAGAAAGCUGAGUGGCGUAGAGGAAUUGUGGGAAAGACUGCAGUAUUUGUGGAAGUCUGUUCUGGGUCUCCUAGAUGAUUCCACAGAAAUUUCUAAAGAUUCAAGAUUUCUCUACAGUGGUGGAGACUCCUUAAAGGCUCUAAGAUUUUACGAAGAAAUUGAGAUUCUAGUAGGCAGAGCUGUUCCUGGGCUCCUUGAAGUUAUUCUCAGCUGCUCGAUUGAAGAGGUUUAUACACAUAUUCUUAAAACUCUGUUUCCAAGUGAAGACCAAUUAAUGAGUUGUGACAAUGUUGCGAAAAGGAAAUUAAGUGAGAUCAGUGGAGAAGAAUUCCGUGGAAAGUCCAUUAAACUGAAAUCUGAAAGAUACUUUGAAGUUCCUCCUGGGUUAAUUUCAUUUAUUGCACUGAGCCGAGGAAAUCGGUUGUUUUCUAUGAAUUCCUCCAAGUCCUUUACGCAACCCAAUAAUAUGGUGCAGGUAGGAAUGGAACUGAGACAACAGCCAUCCUUUCUGCAUUUACUGUCACCAAGCGCAAGGAAAAGCCAAGAGCAAGAGUAUGACAUGGAGGAGAGCAGAAGUUUAACAGUUACCAACAAGGCAAAUAAAACCGACACUUGCUCUAUACAGCCAGUCCAUGCAGAAUGUAGUCCUGGAACAGUGGCUAAGUUGGCAUUAUGCAUAAGAUGGAAGUCAAAUACAAGAAAGUGUGUUGAUGCAUCACCAUUGGUUAUAAUACCAUUUACAGAUGAAGUAUCUGCAUCUGUAUAUGUUGGCUCUCACUCUCAUACAAUGCAGGCAAUUGAUCUAGAUUUGGGAGAAAUAAAGUGGGAGAGGAAUCUUGGAGAUCGUAUUGAAUCUUCUGCCUGUGUAUCUACGUGUGGACAAUUCAUUGUUGUUGGCUGUUAUGACGGCUUAGUAUAUGUGCUCCAAAGCAGCGAUGGCGAAAUACAUUGGACUUUUGUCACAGAGGACGCUGUGAAAAGCUCUGCGGUUGUAGAUCCUUCUACUGGAUUAGUCUAUGUAGGAUCGCAUGACCAACAUGUGUACGCUUUGGAUAUUUAUAAGAAGAUGUGUAUAUGGAAGAUCCAUUGCGAAGGUGGAGCUGUGUUUUCUUCUCCUUGUCUAAGUUUUUUUCCACAUCAUCUUUAUGUUGCUACACUAGGAGGACUAUUAUUGGCUGUAAACCCUGCGACUGGAAAUAAGAUUUGGAAAAGCUCCCUGGGAAAACCACUCUUCUCCUCUCCUCACUGCAAUGAGAAGUAUGUUUAUGUUGGAUGUGUGGAUGGAAACUUAUAUUGUUUGACUCAUUCUGGAGAAAAGGCUUGGCAGUUUUCCACUAAUGGCCCAGUGUUUUCAUCUCCAUGCAUCUCAAGUUUAACUAAGCAAGAAAUAUUUUUUGGCUCCCAUGACUGCUUUAUCUACUGCUGUAAUAUGGAAGGUAGUUUAGUGUGGAAAUUCGAAGCUACUGCAAGUGUAUAUGGAACACCAUUCGUUUUCCAACGUGAUGACUUAAAGAACAAAAUUCUUUUGGCAGCGGUAUCUACAGAUGGCAAAGUGUGGAUCCUGAAUGCCAAGAGUGGAACAGCAGAAGGAGUAGAUAAGCUCCCAGGAGAGAUUUUCUCUUCCCCUGUAGUAUGGGGAACAAAGCUUGUUGUUGGCUGUAGAAAUGAUUAUGUUUAUUGCCUAGAUUUGUAUAUAACAGGAAAAAAAGAACAGCUAAAAUGUUAGGCUGCUUCCUUUUAAUUGUUUACAUUUGUCAAUUAAGAACGCACAGGUGCUCUCUACGUCUCUGCCUAUUUUACAAUAUUGACGAUAGAUGCUCUUUGCAGACUUCUCAGGUAGCAUUUUUGUACCAAGCAAUAUCCAGAGUACGAAAAGUGAUGUUUACUGACUUGUUGUACUGACUGAAGGAGGAUGGCUGCUCAGCACCCAGCCAGUGGUUUCACUGUUCCUCCCUCUUUUUUCAGCUCAGAUUCAUAAAAGAACUAGUGUUUCAGAUGGUAUGGAUUUGAGUGUUAUGCUUUGACCUGUGUAGCACAAGAAUGGAAGUCAGAAGUUUGGCUUCAAACACGUCCAGAAUUGGGAGAUGCUGCAGUAAUGUGCCAGCCUCUGCAAUUUGGAAUAACAUGCUUGGCUCCUUGAGGGAAGAAUUUAUUCCUUUCUUGGACUCGAGCUUAGCCUGCACCCUGAGGUGCCUUUGCUCAAGUGCCUAGCUCUGCCAUGCAGCAUACCAACCAGUUGGUGGUUACCCAGUGUGAGUGUGGCUUUCUAAUCUGUAGCAACGUAACAAGAGUCUUUUGUUGAAUCUAACUUUUAAAUUGUUUUUAAGGACAUAGCCUGCAUUGCAUAUCCUUGGGGGUGAUGUUUAGAGUUUGUAUAGUGUAUAAUUUGUAUAAACAAAAAUAUUCAUCUCUUGUGAGCCUUAGCUCUUCUUGGCUCCAAUUCAACCAAGCAUAUACCUAAAUUCAGUUGAAGGCAGCAGGAGCUACUCCUUGUAUUUUAGAGUUGAGCAAUACUUACGUGUGAAUACUUACUAAAUUUCAAUGACAGUUACACAAUGAGUUCCAAGAUGAAGCGUGUAGUGGUCAAAUCAAACCUUGUUCAAGUCAUUUGUGAAGAAAUUUGAAUGAAUGUAUGUAGAAUGUCUUUACAGAGAACCUUAGUAAAGCGUUGUGUAAAUUUGUUGUUGUCUUUAACACCUUAAAAAGAAUUACCAUCAGGGCUCACUAAUGAUAAAUCAAAAGUACGCUUAGCUCCAAGCAUCUUCCUCAUUACAAAUGUCUUUUAAAAGACUCUGGUAGAAACUGUUUUAUCCUUGCCUUUGAUGGGUCAUCUACUUUGAGUUCUAAAAUCUUGAAUAAGUAAGUGGUAAACUAGAAGUUGCACUGGCUAUGUUGCUUCAUCAUGUCUUGUUACUCAAUUUUAUUGUUAGCUGAAAUGCAUUGUAAAGAUGUUUGUAGAAAUAAAAGUUCUAUUUAUGAAGUGAAACUACUGAACCAUACUACUAACAAAAGAAUACACUGAAUACAUACAUCAUUAAUUAGAUAAUUUUUGACUGGGUUAUAGUUUAAUAAGAAUUAAAAUGACAUUAGUAUAAUAAACAAUUGCACUUUAAAACAUUUUAAAAAUUAAAAAAGUACACAACAAAUACCCCACAAUUAUACAUCUUACAGUUUUUAUACAUUACUAUAUGAACAUAGAGGUUAAUCAUAUAUAACCUUGUCAGAAGAAAUGGUAUUUUGUGUGUAUAAGUUACAAAAAGUUGAGACAAUAUACUACAUAGUGGUUUGUUCAGUUCUUAAAACAUUUUUGCUGUUUUCAAGUCAGUAGUAAUGACUUUUUUACCGAUUUCCAACACUUUAUCAGAAAUGGUUGCAACAAAGCUAAAGCAAAGUAACACUUCAUUGGUAUGUAGUGCAAAUUUGCGUUAAUUUAACACGAAAUGUCACUGUUGAACGUGUACACUUUAGAAAUGCUUCCACCAAGUACUGUACAUAAUACAGUUUCCAUUAUUACACUAGAUACCCUUAUGCUUGAAAAAAACUCUGCUUUUAAGCUUUAGAUUAAGACCAUUCUUAAAGAAAGCUCUAUUCUAUGUGAUAUAAGUGUACUGUAUUAGAAAAUUGCUUCAUUAUGUAUGUCAUGCACAAUAGCACCUAAUUAUGCUAUGCUUUUCAGAAUACCAGUGCCUUUAAUUUUUUUAAACCUGACUUAUUUCACCUUCCAUAUUUCUGCCUGGCUCCUUCUCCCAAAAAAUAACCCUAGAGAUGG